GGUAGUUUAGCUGUACAGAGGGGAGAUCCGACCUUGGGGUGCGUAGUUUGCGGACGGUGUGAGGACUCUGAGCACCGCGCAGUGCGGAGAUGUGGCAGCCGGCCAGCGAGAGACUGCAGCACUUCCAGACCAUGAUAAAAUCAAAGCUGAACGUAUUGACCCUACGGAAAGAACCUCUCCCAGCUGUCAUAUUCCACGAGCCAGAAGCCAUUGAACUUUGCUCCACGACUCCACUCAUGAAGCCACGGCCACAGGCAGGAUGCAAGGUGACCUAUCUGGGAAAAGUAUCUGCAACUGGAGUCCAGUUUUCAUCAGGAUGCACAGAGCAGCCAGUGAUUGAGUUGUGGAAAAAGCACACUUUGCCCAGAGAAGAUGUGUUCCCCUCCAACGCCAUCCUUGAAAUCCGUCCUUUCCAGGUGCGACUUCAUCACCAAGAUACCAAGGGUGAAGCUACUGUUCAUAUGGAUACAUUCCAGGUGGCCAGAAUCGCUUACUGCACGGCAGAUCACAACGUCAGCCCCAACAUCUUUGCCUGGGUUUACCGAGAAAUCAAUGAUGAUCUGACCUACCAAAUGGAUUGCCACGCAGUGGAGUGUGAGAGCAAGUUAGAGGCCAAAAAGCUGGCACACGCCAUGAUGGUGGCUUUCGAAAAAACCUUCCACAGUAUGAAGAGUGAUGGGCGAAUCCACAAGGACAGCUCCUCAGAAGAGACGUCUCAGGAAUUCGAAUCGGAUGAUGGCUGAACGGAUUUGGUCCUGUUCCUGGAUUUAGGCAUCUACAGUCUGGAGCAGCAGCAGCUGGUAAGAGGUCUGUAUUGGGAAUGGGACCACGAGACAUUAGCUGGACCGCUUUCUGCAGAAAACUGCAGUAUCUACGGAGCUGCA
Messenger RNA from Nanorana parkeri, 884 nucleotides. It is a transcript of the gene PID1, whose product is annotated as phosphotyrosine interaction domain containing 1. Bases 90 to 743 code for a protein of 217 amino acids. Gene Ontology annotation, biological process: regulation of mitochondrial membrane potential; negative regulation of D-glucose import across plasma membrane; negative regulation of insulin receptor signaling pathway. The transcript is spliced from 3 exons. Lineage: Eukaryota; Metazoa; Chordata; Amphibia; Anura; Dicroglossidae. The record is from RefSeq and is a predicted model, not a curated record. Gene Ontology annotation, cellular component: cytoplasm.